Messenger RNA from Capra hircus (goat), 2133 nucleotides. It is a transcript of the gene TXNRD2, whose product is annotated as thioredoxin reductase 2. Gene Ontology annotation, biological process: glutathione metabolic process; cell redox homeostasis; cellular response to oxidative stress. Bases 545 to 2101 code for a protein of 518 amino acids. Lineage: Eukaryota; Metazoa; Chordata; Mammalia; Artiodactyla; Bovidae. The record is from RefSeq and is a predicted model, not a curated record. Gene Ontology annotation, cellular component: mitochondrion; cytosol. Gene Ontology annotation, molecular function: flavin adenine dinucleotide binding; glutathione-disulfide reductase (NADPH) activity; thioredoxin-disulfide reductase (NADPH) activity. The transcript is spliced from 17 exons.
GGCGCCCUGGGGCGUGGGGCCGGGGAGGCCGCGGGGGUCUGGCCAGACGGUCACGGCUUGUUAGGCGGGGCGCGGGGCGCUGCUCCUGGGGGCUCUGCUGGCCCUGUGCAGGCCCCAGUUCAGGGAUGAGCAGAAAGCCUGGCGGGGUAGGGCUCAGGACACAGGGCGGCAGAGCUUGCAGGCCGAGCAGAGGGGCCAGGCUGUGAGGCGCCCUGGGGUGCACGGGUGCGUGCCCAGCCGGGGCUCUGGUGCAGGGCCCUCUCUGGGGUCCAGUGAGGUCCUUCCUUGCAGACAGGCUGCUCAGAGCCCACAGGUCUUAAAGGCUGUUUCCCGCAGUGGGGCCUACAGAGGCCCAUUGGCCUGCCUCCUCCCCACUUAUCAGGUGGAGGGGGCUGCUGGGUGUGCCCCCUGGGGAGAGCAGACCAUCGAAGAUAAGCCCACAGUCCUCGCGCCAUCUGUUCACGUGGGCAGGGAGAGUGGGGCUGGCGGAGGGGCUCUGCGGGCCAGGGAGACCCCACGGACACUGCAGUGCGGCGGGCCGGCCAUGGAUGGCCGGCAACGCUAUGACCUCCUGGUGAUCGGCGGUGGAUCCGGCGGCCUGGCCUGCGCCAAGGAAGCCGCCCAGCUGGGGAAGAAGGUGGCCGUGCUGGACUACGUGGAGCCUUCCCCCCGAGGCACCAGGUGGGGCCUCGGCGGCACCUGCGUGAAUGUCGGCUGCAUCCCCAAGAAGCUGAUGCACCAGGCGGCGCUGCUGGGGGGCAUGAUCCGCGACGCCCCCCACUACGGCUGGCGCGUGGCCCAGGCCCCGCACGACUGGGCAACAAUGGCGGAUGCCGUCCAGAACCACGUGAAGUCCCUGAACUGGGGCCACCGCGUCCAGCUGCAGGACAGGAAAGUCAAGUAUUUGAACGUCAAGGCCAGCUUUGUCGACAUGCACACAGUUUGCGGUGUCUCCAAAGGUGGGGAGGAGACUCUGCUUUCGGCCGAGCACAUUGUCAUUGCCACCGGAGGUCGGCCGCGGUACCCCACGCACAUCGAAGGUGCCUUGGAAUACGGGAUCACGAGCGAUGACCUCUUCUGGCUGAAGGAAUCCCCUAGAAAAACGUUGGUGGUCGGGGCCAGCUACGUAGCCCUGGAGUGCGCGGGCUUCCUCACCGGGCUCGGCUUGGACACCACCGUCAUGAUACGCAGCGUGCCCCUCCGGGCCUUCGACCAGCAAAUGGCUUUGCUUGUCACCGAGCACAUGGCUGGCCACGGCACCCGGGUCCUGCGGGGCUGCGCCCCCGAGAGGGUGGAGAAGCUCCCAGACCAGCAGCUCCGCGUCACCUGGGUGGACCUUGCCUCGGACCGGAAGGAUGCGGGCACCUUUGACACCGUGCUCUGGGCGAUAGGCCGAGUUCCAGAAACCGCGAGUCUGAAUUUGGAAAAGGCUGGUGUGCGUACGAACCCCGUCACUGGGAAGAUCCUCGUUGAUGCCCAGGAAGCCACCUCCAUCCCCCACAUCUACGCCAUCGGCGACGUGGCAGAGGGGCGGCCGGAGCUGACGCCCACGGCCAUCAUGGCCGGGCGGCUCCUGGCCCAGCGGCUGAGCGGCCGGACCUCAGACCUGAUGGACUACAGCAGCGUCCCCACGACUGUCUUCACUCCCCUGGAGUAUGGCUGCGUGGGGCUGUCAGAGGAGGCAGCCGUGGCUCGCCAUGGAGAAGAGCACGUGGAGGUCUACCAUGCGUUCUAUAAACCACUGGAGUACACUGUCCCCCAGCGGGAUGCAUCUCAGUGCUACGUAAAGGUGUGGGGCCUCCUUCCAGCAGGUGAUACGCACAGUGGGCAUCCACCCCACCUGUGCGGAGGAGGUGGCCAAGCUCCGCAUCUCCAAGCGCUCCGGCCUGGACCCCACGGUGACCGGCUGCUGAGGCUAGGCAGCCAUCCGCAGCCCAGGGCGCUCGGCCCACUGCCGCCCCUGCGGCCAGGACACUGGACUGACGCCGAGCACCCAGCAAGGAUGGCGCAGGCCGGCACCGCGCACCCCGGACGCCGCCAGAUGAUGAGGACCUGUGCGGAAACCCCCCGCGGGCAGCCCAUGUCUGAGCCCCUGGCGUGACCCGGCGCAAAUAAAGAGACUGUCUUCCGGAA